AGACCACUUGCUAGAUUGGUUGUACUGACACUACUAGCUCGCAGGUUUGUGUUCUGUUCUGUUCUGCUUUGCAUUCUCCGCCAUCAUCAUCAUCAUCAUGCAAGCGCUUCAUUCCCCCACCCUCCGAACUUCUCCCUUGGACCCUCUUCGGGGCCCCAACAAUGCCGCCGCCAAGCGACGCGCCUCCUCUGCCAAGCGCGUGUUCUUCGUGUCCGCCACGCUGGCGCCGAAGGUGUCCGCCCCGCAGCGGCAGAAGGACCCGAAGAAGCGCGUGGUUAUCACGGGAAUGGGGCUCGCGUCGGUGUUCGGGAACGACGUGGAGGGGUACUACGAGAAGCUUCUCGCCGGCGAGAGCGGCAUCACCCCCAUCGACCGCUUCGACGCCUCCAAGUUCCCCACGCGCUUCGGCGGCCAGAUCCGCGGCUUCUCCGCCGAGGGCUACAUCGACGGCAAGAACGACCGCCGCCUCGACGACUGCCUCCGCUACUGCAUUGUCGCCGGCAAAAAGGCCCUCGAAAACGCCGACCUCGCCCCAGACAACCACUCCAAGAUUGAUAAGGAGCGUGCUGGUGUUCUUGUAGGCUCCGGAAUGGGAGGUUUAACGGUGUUUUCUGACGGUGUUCAGGCUCUGAUUGAGAAGGGGCACAGGAAGAUAACGCCGUUUUUUAUUCCGUAUGCCAUUACUAACAUGGGUUCGGCUUUGCUUGGGAUAGACCUUGGGUUCAUGGGUCCCAACUAUUCUAUAUCCACGGCUUGUGCUACCUCCAACUAUUGCUUUUAUGCUGCGGCGAACCAUAUUCGGAGAGGGGAGGCUGAUUUGAUGAUUGCGGGUGGGACUGAGGCUGCCAUUAUUCCAAUUGGGUUAGGGGGUUUCGUUGCUUGCAGGGCGCUUUCGCAGAGGAAUGAUGACCCCAAAACUGCUUCCAGGCCGUGGGAUAAGGACCGUGAUGGCUUUGUUAUGGGCGAAGGUGCUGGAGUUUUGGUAAUGGAGAGCUUGGAACAUGCCAUGAAGCGAGGCGCACCUAUUAUUGCUGAAUACUUGGGAGGUGCUGUUAACUGUGAUGCUUAUCACAUGACUGAUCCAAGGUCUGAUGGACUUGGUGUGUCUACAUGCAUUCAGAGCAGCCUUGAAGAUGCGGGUGUGUCACCAGAGGAGGUCAACUACAUAAAUGCACAUGCAACUUCCACUCUUGCUGGAGACUUGGCAGAGAUCAAUGCUAUUAAAAAGGUUUUCAAGGACACUUCUGGAAUCAAAAUUAAUGCAACCAAGUCUAUGAUAGGGCACUGCCUUGGUGCAGCUGGGGGUUUGGAAGCCAUUGCCACAGUGAAAGCCAUAACAACAGGAUGGCUGCAUCCAACAAUCAAUCAAUUUAACCCAGAACCUGCAGUUGAUUUUGAUACAGUGGCAAAUGUCAAGCAGCAGCAUGAAAUCAACGUUGCCAUUUCAAAUUCAUUUGGAUUCGGUGGACACAACUCUGUGGUAGCAUUUUCUGCUUUCAGGCCUUGAUUGCCCAGCUUAGCUUGUCUGAACUUUAUGUAGAACACGGGUUUAAGUUAAUUGAAAUUUUGUUCUCUCUACAUCAUUGAGGCUAUUUAUUCUAUCUGAGUUCGUCAUAUAUAAAAGCUGUAGGCCUGUAGUUGUUCAUUUUGUGCCUAAUUGUGACUUGACAAUUAGCUAUAAGACUGUUUUGUUGUAGAACAUUUUGAAUAUAGCUCGAAGAUUUCAUUAUUUGGAGGUAUGCAGCAGCGGAUAGAAUGUCAAAACUCAAAUUCUUAAGCAUUCUUCCUUAUUGUAGCAUCAGGGGUUUAUUUGAAUCUCACUUGAUCGGCUUCUUGAAUACAUGCUUAUACAACAUUAUUUCAGAGGGGUUUCAUGAGUGAUGACUUUCAA
Messenger RNA from Glycine soja, 1891 nucleotides. Its product is annotated as 3-oxoacyl-[acyl-carrier-protein] synthase I, chloroplastic-like. The transcript is spliced from 7 exons. The record is from RefSeq and is a predicted model, not a curated record. Gene Ontology annotation, biological process: fatty acid biosynthetic process. The coding region runs from base 98 to 1507 and encodes 469 amino acids. Gene Ontology annotation, molecular function: 3-oxoacyl-[acyl-carrier-protein] synthase activity. NCBI's taxonomy places the organism in Eukaryota, Viridiplantae, Streptophyta, Magnoliopsida, Fabales, Fabaceae.